Messenger RNA from Mesorhabditis spiculigera, 2127 nucleotides. NCBI's taxonomy places the organism in Eukaryota, Metazoa, Nematoda, Chromadorea, Rhabditida, Rhabditidae. The record is from the annotation of a GenBank genome assembly.
AUGUCCGGCGAAUUUGAUGACUACCAGGGCGAAGGAGGCCAAGAAUGGGACGGGCACGAUGACGAUGUGAAAUCAACUUAUGAUGAUUAUCAAGGCGAUGGACAUCAAGGCAUGCCGCUCGCCCCGAUUCCCGAAGAAUCUCGUGUCGGCUCGGACGUCUUGAGCGAAGCCCACCCACCGAAGGGCACUGACCCAGAUGGCCAGGAAUUUGACGAUUUUGCGUGUGGUGAGGAAGGUCUACAGCGGCUGGAAACCUACGAAGAAUUUGAAAAAGAGAACGUGAUCAUCGAAAAUGAUCCGCGAUUCCAGCAAGGGACACGCGUAUGGGCUAAGGAGAACUCGUGGGAACCGUCACCGAUCAAUUAUAACAACCGCAUGCCGUUCCAACAGGGGCGACCGGUUGAGAAGCCUUCUUUUUCUCCCGAGACCGGCAGUGCUCUGAAGAAGGUCUUUAGCCCGCCUGUCGCUUCUGCGAUCCAACGUGCGGAUGAACUGAGAAGAAUGGAAGCUGCCCAGCGCACACCGGAUAAGUCGAUUGUCUCCGAUGAAUUUAUGCAUAAAAUUUCUACACCACAAGCGGCUGUUCCUCGAAGAGCACUACAAAGGAGCCUCGAGGAUCAAUUUGGCAACUUAUCCGCGAUCCCGAGCACCCCGCCGAAGACAAGAAUCUCGCCAAAGUACUCGUCUCCGACUCCAUAUGCCGGCUAUGAAGAUGCUUCCCUAUCGGUUACUUCUUUGCGCAAUGGAAUUAACGCAGCGGCGCUUGACGAUCUGCAAAACGUGAACGCCGUUGACCGGAUGUUGGCGCAGCUUCGACUGCGCCGUGAGCAACAGAAAAACACAAAGAAUUCUUCGCCGUUCGGGAAGAGCGUUACUUUCGCUGAUCGAAGCUCGGGGACCGUUCUGAAUGGAGAAAGGUCGCGUGUCCCGCUGCGUGAAUACCAGCAAAGCUCGUCUUCUACCUCAAGGGUCCUACCCGCCGAGUCGACUUCAGCAACACUUUUCACUACUGCGCUCGAGUAUAAGCCGGUCGAAGAAGUGUCGGUUCAAUCCUAUGCGCGGCCUACAUCCGCAGCGACUAGCGUCAGCACUUAUGGCGGUGCUCGCUAUCUAGCAAUCAAACCGGGCAAGGUCUACUUCGGAUUUGUCGAACCCGGGGAGCAGGCUGUCAGAAGUAUCACGAUCACCAACGUCGGCACUACCCAAUUACAAUUCCACCCGACCCUGUCGAGCGAAAAGAACGGAUUUUCGGUGGAUAAAACGGUGCGUGUUCUGAAUCCCGGUGAUGCGCGAGAGGUCGAAGUUCGUUUCGCACCCGACACGUCGAUGCAUCGGGCGCUUUGCCGUGGCGAUCUGCGAAUCAUCGCAAAACAGUCGCUGCAGCGUGAUCUCACUUAUAAGUUGCCCGUCGUCGCUUCGCCUUGGGUAUCUUACCUGAAGCUCUCGGCUCUCCCCAAUCGCCCCGAUUUGUCCUCGCGUCCGAAUGGUGACUAUGUGCUGCGUGCAAAUGACAUUGAUAAUUUCUCGUUCGUCGCAAUGGCCACUGGACGUGCCGCAAGUGCUGUUCUUUCGCUACAUGAUGUCGAGGGCCGCCCAGUCGAGGCUCUAUUUUCUCCGUCUAAUCGCAUCCAAAUCUCCCGUGAUCGCUCAUUGACUAUCAAUGUACGCGUUCGCAAUACGUCUCACAUGGGAUCCUCGUGGUCAUUUGUUUCAAACACGUUUGCAUCAAAUAAUGAGGGUCCUGCCUACGUGAUGGACAUUAUCUGGACGGAGUCACUUGGGGUGCUGAGAGCUGCAGCUUACGCGAAUGAGAAAGCCGUUGGUGCGCGGGUUGUUGAGGGCCUCGGCGAUGUUACGGAACCGUUUUAUGGCGGUGAUAACAAAAAGUACGAUGUCCCGCCGGAAUGGCCCUUGAGCCGCGGCGAUGUCGACAAUCUGAAGCUGACGCUGCGUCGCACGAGGGUUCAUGUGAACAGCCAACGCUUGUCGAUUCGCGCGCCCCACGUUCUCGAAUUGACGACCAACCAGACGAUCGGUCCGCAGCUUGCCAACGACAGUGCCAAUUCGACACUUUUCCGCACGUUGGUCCCGGAUCCAGACUCGACAACGAUGGCGCGCACAUUCCGC